UAUGCCUGACAGCCUUUAAAAACAGGAACUCGGGAAGUUGCAGCAUUCAGUUUUUCCUCUGUAGCAAUGCCUGAGCCGAAAGCUGCCCCUGCUCCCAAGAAGGGCUCUAAGAAAGCCGUUUCUAAGAGCCAAGCUAAGGGUGGGAAGAAACGCAGAAAGACCAGGAAGGAAAGCUACUCCAUCUAUGUGUACAAGGUACUGAAGCAAGUUCAUCCCGAUACGGGUAUUUCCUCUAAGGCAAUGGGGAUCAUGAACUCCUUUGUGAAUGAUAUCUUCGAGCGUAUUGCUGGUGAGUCUUCUCGUCUUGCGCACUACAACAAGCGCUCGACCAUCUCUUCCCGGGAAAUCCAGACUGCUGUGAGGCUUCUGUUACCGGGAGAAUUGGCUAAGCACGCAGUGUCCGAGGGCACCAAGGCAGUUACCAAGUACACCAGCUCCAAGUAAACUGCAAAACUGAUUCUGCUUGAAACCAACGGCUCUUUUCAGAGCCACCCA
Molecule: messenger RNA, 495 nt
Organism: Erpetoichthys calabaricus (reedfish)
Lineage: Eukaryota; Metazoa; Chordata; Cladistia; Polypteriformes; Polypteridae
Product: histone H2B 8-like
Exons: 1
Coding region: 67-444 (125 amino acids)
Cellular component (GO): nucleosome
Molecular function (GO): structural constituent of chromatin; DNA binding; protein heterodimerization activity
Source: RefSeq, a predicted model, not a curated record